AUGAAUUCGACCAGUUUAGCUACCAAUUCCUUGGGCACCUCCUCCCUUAACCACGCCCUAAGGUCUCAGCCUUCGGUGGCAUCUGGUGUUGGCGAUGUCUCCCCGGUAGACGAAUCGGAACAACUUCAAGGAGGUCUGCACCACAAUAAUCAUGUCAAUAGCCAUGGCAGCCACGCUCAACAAAACCACCACAUGCACCUUCCGCAUCACCACAACCCCCAGUACGGCGCCAUGAACCAGCUUAUGCCUCUACAAGAGAACUUCAGCAAGAUAAAUGACAACGUCGCCAAAUUGGAGAAUGAUGUGGCCACACUCAGCCAGGAGCUUGCGUACUUCCGCCACGUCAUGGACUUCCAAAAUCUGAAAAUUGAAAAGUUGACCCUGCUAUUAUCCGACGUGCUACAAAACAAGGACACCUCGUCCAUAGUGAAUCUGUUACAGUCGCUCCAGGAGGGCGAUCCAUUUAAUGUUAACGAUAAUCAUGAGCUGGUUGAUGAUCUGGUACCGGAGCUGGUUCACGACUCUGUCCAUGAUUCCGUCCACGAUACAGUGCACGAGUCCGUUCAAGAUUCAGUUCACGACGUCACUGCAGCUAUUCCAUCGCUACAACUGUCCAAUAUGGUACAGGUUCCUGGUGUCGUUGAUGUUCUGGGUGUCUCCCUUAACAACAAUAUGGACCCUCAGCUCCACCAGGUGGCCCAGGCGGCCGUCCUGGCACAGGGCAAGGGUGGCAAGAGAAAACGGGCUCUGUACGCCAAGGUCAACGGAAACUCCGAUAGCGUAAAGGCCCAACAACAGCAAGCACAUCAGCUGCAAGCCCAACAACAGAGGCAAAUGCAGCAAGCAUCUAUUCAACAAGAUCAAAACCAACAGCAUCAACAACAACGAGGCCUGGCUUCCAUGCAGCAGAGGCAACAGCAAACACCACAACAGCUGCAGCAGCUGCAGCAACAGCAAUCUCAACAAUCACAGCUGCAACAACAAGCGGACACCUCCAAAGAUAGCUUGGUACUGAUUCCAGGGCUUGAGGUGGUGAGUGUUGAUGACAUGGGCGGCAGGAAAAAACCAAAGAUCUCUGUGGACUUUUUUCACAACCCCAUGACUGUGAAGGAUAUAUAUGAUGAGUUCACACGAGGGUUCCGUGGCCAGCCACCACUACGAGAAAUGGAUGAGAGAUUCGGCAAGCAUGAGUGGCGAGGAGACUCUCGUUCGAAAGAGCUGAAGAGAUUCCAGAGAAGGAAAAAGCUUUGUGAUGCCAUCGAGCGUGGAAUGGCCAAGUAUGGCAAAUCGGCGAUGGAUAUCAUACAAUACAUCGAGGAUUUCCGUGGUGAAAAAUCACUUACAUGGGUGAUGAAUGGAAAUUUGCCGCGUGACUUGCUCGAGUAA
This is a messenger RNA of Candidozyma duobushaemuli, 1386 nucleotides long. RefSeq lists its product as uncharacterized. The transcript has a single exon. NCBI's taxonomy places the organism in Eukaryota, Fungi, Ascomycota, Pichiomycetes, Serinales, Metschnikowiaceae. The coding region runs from base 1 to 1386 and encodes 461 amino acids. Gene Ontology annotation, biological process: positive regulation of ribosomal protein gene transcription by RNA polymerase II. Gene Ontology annotation, molecular function: RNA polymerase II cis-regulatory region sequence-specific DNA binding; DNA-binding transcription factor activity, RNA polymerase II-specific. The record is from RefSeq and is a predicted model, not a curated record.